Dermacentor andersoni is the source of this 563-nucleotide messenger RNA. Its product is annotated as solute carrier family 22 member 15-like. NCBI's taxonomy places the organism in Eukaryota, Metazoa, Arthropoda, Arachnida, Ixodida, Ixodidae. The record is from RefSeq and is a predicted model, not a curated record.
AUGGAGACAGCUGGUGGCAUCACCUUCUACGGCCUGCAGCUAUCGGUGACCAGCCUGGGCGGCGAUCCCUACCUGACUUUUGUUCUGGCAGCCCUUGUCGAGCUGCCAGCAGUGAUCGUCUGCUACGUGGCCAUACGGUGGUGCAGGAGGCGCCCGACAUUGCUCGCUGUGUACGGCGGCGUCGCAUUGAGCACCCUCGCACUGUGCUUGCUACCGCUGGAAUGGACCUUGCCACGUCAGCUGUGCGGAAUCGGAGGCAAAAUGCUGGCAUCCGUGUCGCUCACACUGGUGUGGAUUUUUGCAGCCGAAGUGUUCCCGACGCUGUAUCGAACACUGGGAGUCAGUGCCUGCUUCAUCGGCACGCGCGUUGGCGCCUCGACCGCCCCGUUGCUGCUUGAGCUGAGAACAUAUCUCAGUGACUCUGUACCUAUGGGCACCUUCGUCGGCUUCGCUGGACUUGCUUCCAUGCUGAUGCUACUGCUACCAGAAACUUUCAGAGUUGUCCUUCCAGACACGAUACGGGAAUCCAAGGAGCUGGGAAAUUCAAGGUAAGUAGCAGAGGU